Amphibalanus amphitrite is the source of this 2433-nucleotide messenger RNA. Its product is annotated as NF-kappa-B inhibitor cactus-like. NCBI's taxonomy places the organism in Eukaryota, Metazoa, Arthropoda, Thecostraca, Balanomorpha, Balanidae. The record is from RefSeq and is a predicted model, not a curated record. Bases 290 to 1444 code for a protein of 384 amino acids. Gene Ontology annotation, molecular function: protein binding. The transcript is spliced from 5 exons.
GGUAAGUCCGACGAAGCGCCGCCGCCGCGGCCCGGCCCCGACGCGACCCGGCCGUCCCGACCUCGCGCCGCUCGGUGGCGCUCGGGGCCGGUGCCGCGCGCCGGGAUUCCCAGCCGAGUCUGUAUAGGCGCGCGCCGCGCAUCGGACCGCUCAGUACGCACUCUGCCGACCUGUGGUGAGGACUGCAGACGCUCCGGUGCAAGACGUGAAGUCUACAUUUGUGUUCACGAUACCUACCGGGUCAGCCGGUAACGGACUCGGUCAGCUGAACAACCAGUGUUUUGUAGUCAUGUCUAGGCGAGUAAGUGUAAACGGAAGAGGAGCGGUGCACGCGGUGGCUGACUGCGCCCCGCCACCUUCCCGCGGUACGGCUUUCUUCUCGGCACGCUCUCGGCACCUACCCGUCAAGACGUGCGAGUCGCCAGCGUCGCUGGACCAGAUUCUGGACAGCGGGUUCAUCUCGGGUCACCUGUCGCCGACCACUCCGCCUCCGGCCGGCUACCGGUACCCCAAGGAGGCGACGGCGCGUCCCAGUGACGCCGGGGAGGAGGCCAGCCGGCUGAGCGAGGAGCUGAGCGGCCUGCAGCUGGAGGAGGGCCGUCUGGACGCCGCCGACCGGGCACUCUGGGAGGAGCGCUACAUCACCGCCCUGGAGGAGGCCUUCCGAGGCGACGAGGACGGAGACACGCACCUUCACCUGGCCAUCAUCUACGGCUACGAGCGAGUGGCCGACUGCCUGGUGCGCCUGGUGCCGCACCCUGACUUCCUGAACCUGAGGAACAGUUACAUGCAGACGCCGCUGCACCUGGCGGCGCUGACGGGCCAGGCGGCUCUGUGUCGUCACCUGCUGGUGGCCGGCGCUGACGCCAGCCUCCGGGACCGGCACGGCAACACGCCUCUGCACGUGGCGUGCGCGCGCGGCGACCUGCUGGCCGCCCAGGCGCUCACCAGCACCGUGUCCAACGACGAGACGCGCGAGGCGGCGCUGCGCUACUCGCUGCCGCCCUCCCUCGCGCUGCCGCCGCUGGACGAGUGGAACUACCAGGGUCUGAGCUGCCUGCACCUGGCCGUGCUCACUGGCGACCGUCGCCUGGUGGCGCACCUGGUCUCCCAUGGCGCCAACGUCGCCUGCAUGGAGGGCAAGAGCGGCCGGACUCCCCUCCACCUGGCCGUCGAGGCGGGCAACAUCGUCAUGCUCGAGUUCCUGGCCACGAUGUGCAAGGCUGACGUGCGCGCCACCACGUACGGCGGUCUGAGUGGUUACCAGCUGGCGCUGCUGAACGCCCGGCUCGAUGUGGCCGAGGUACUGGAGUCGCUCGGAGCGGCGCCUGACGCCCUGCCAGAGUCGGAUAUGGAGCUCUCCGACUCCGAGCCCGAGAUGCUGCUGAAGGCUGAUCUCAGCGACGUCCGGAUAGGAGGCCUGCCACUGGUGGCGGCUCAGUGAGCGCUACCCUUGGCGAGGGCAGGAUUCACCGUCGCCGGGCGUCACUGACCGUCACCAGACGUCAUCGGUGCAUCGCCAGACCGUCAGCAGACGUCAUCGACCGUCACCAGACGUCAUCGUUACACCACCGACCGUCAGCAGGCGUCAGUACACCAUCGGCGCGGGCCUUACCACCAGCUGGCGCCACCAGCCACCCGCUCCGCCUCUGCCGUCCGUCCAUUCGUCACAGAGCUCGCCGAGCUGACUCGCCGAAGCUACCGAGUGAGGCACCGAGGAGAGUCCUGCACGUGCCGUCGGCCAGUGACCGGUCUCCGCCGACGCGUCGGACAAGCCCACUGCGGAUUCAGGCCAAAUGUGACGUCAUCAGCGAUGAUGCACGGCGCCGACCGCAACCAAAUGCGGAUUAUGCGGUUUCACCGCAUUAGAGUCGCUGGUUUUCUCUGGAGAAUGAACUCAGCAUUAGAAAGGAACACCGAACAAUCACAUUGCCACACGGCAUGUGAAUGUUAGAGGACACUGGUUGUUUUGGAUACUGUGGUUUCGUCAUCUGUUUGUAAACUGUAGCCACAUUACGCUACCUUUAGCUUACCAACUUGUUAUGUAGAAUGUGCACAUGGUUAUCCAAGCGAUAUAUAAUGUGUGUAUAUAAUGGUCGGAGGUUUGAGAUGGACGAACGUUUAUAUGUGUGUCUGCUAUCGCUGGGGUUUGCCAUCUCAGGCCGAUUUCGAUCUCAUUCUGAGCGGUUUGUAGCGUGUGUCGUAGUAUUCAUUUAUCACUCUCAUCGUGUAUUAUAUUCAUAGUCAUCAUCAUCUACAUUUAUUGUGAUUUCAUCUUUGUCAUGUUCUAAAUGACAGCAAAAACUUGCGAGUAAUCUAUUCGCUUGCUCGCUGUUUUGAUGGUGAUUGUUUCUAGUAAUGUAUGCCACAUAUAAUGUUAAUUAUUCAAGUAUAUGUCAAUUAUUUACUGCGUAAUAUAUUUGAUCGUAUUUC